AUGAUCGAUGAGCUGUUGGAUUCGCCAUUGGAGGAGUGGCAGCAUGAGAACCUGCGGGUGGCGAGGGCGUGCAUGAUAGAGGAGCUGCUAGACUCGGGGCUGGAGGAGUGGCAGCGGGCAUACCUGGUAGAUGCGAGGGCGUGUGCGGGCGAGAAGGUGGAGCUCAUCAACCGAGUGUUGGACCUCGCCAAGCUGCAGGCCGGCAGGCUGCAGCUCGAGACUCUCCCCUGCUGCCUGCGCCGCAUCGUGAGCGAGGCGAUUGCAGCUGUUGAACUGAUUGCACCGGGAAAGAACCUGAAAGCAAGUGCCAUGAACAACACGUCAGCCGGCUACAUAACCAUCCGCCUCUGGUGCAUCUCUCCUCCACAUGCUGCUGAAAGCACUCCUUCAAUUCCUUCAGCUGCUGCUCUCACGGGCGCCACACAAGCCUCCUCUGAGCCUCCCCCGGCACGCCGCCCAGCCAGCCGCGGAGGGCCCAUAGGCAACAGGUGUGGGCGGGCGUGUAGCAGAGACGGCGUGGGCAGUCCAGUGAAAAGGGAGGGUGGAGGUGGGCGGUUGGAGGAGGAGGUGAGGGAAUGGGUGGAGGGGGGUUGUGCGGUGAGGGAGGAGGGCGAGUGGAUGGUGGUGGUGGCGUGUGAAGACACGGGCGGUGGUAUACCACCCGAGGAGCUGUGGGGGUUGCUGGACCCACAUGGCCUCGCCUGUCACUCGCCGCAUGAUAUGCAUGGCAACGGGCAUCAUAAAAUCAUGCAGGAGAGAAUACGAUCGCUGGGGAGGGCAGACUCAUGGAAGGGCUCAGGGCGGCAACGGGAGCGCAGCGUGUGGGAUCCGUUGCAGCGCGAUCGCAAGGCAGCUGCUGGCCCCCGCUGGACGCCCUACCCUGUUCGCGUCCUGCUCUCCACCUCCCUUGUGAGCUCCUCAUCCUCCCCUGUGAGCUUCUACGUUUGUGGCGGAGAUGCGGGGGGCAUGGCAGUGCUGUCAGACCUACUUUCUUAUCUUGCCCCUCUAAUCUCUCCCUGCAGGUGGCGGAGAUGCGGGGGGGCAUGGCAGCGCUGUCAGACGCCUCCACAGGCACCACCAUUCUGCUGGCGCUGCCCUUGGGUGGAGGAAGCAGAGCGGGUGGUGCGGGGGGUGGUGGCGGGGCGGGGGGUGGCGGUGGUGGAUGACAACGCGGUGAACCGCAUGGUGGCGCGCAGAACGCUGCAGGGCUACGGGGCGCACGUGCUGCUGCUCCCCUCCGGGGAGGAGGCGCUGCAAGCGCUCUCCUCUGCCACGCCCUCCCCGCCCAUCCACCUGCUGCUCCUCGACCUCCACAUGCCGCCCGGCAUCGACAGAUUCGAAACAGCUUGUCAAGUUCGGGCCAUGGAGAACACGUGUCAGAUGAAAGUGGAAACGAGUGCGGCAAUUUGA
Messenger RNA from Closterium sp. Naga37s-1, 1410 nucleotides. The record is from the annotation of a GenBank genome assembly. NCBI's taxonomy places the organism in Eukaryota, Viridiplantae, Streptophyta, Zygnematophyceae, Desmidiales, Closteriaceae.